AUGAAGUCCGUCAUACCCGUCCUCGCGUUGCUUUUCGCUGCAGCCCAGGCAGUCGAGAUGAAUUCCUAUGUGCAAGAUGCCGACGUCGAGCCUGAGUUCAAAGGUUUCCUCGAAGAGUAAGUCUCACCUCCCACCAAAUACACCAAUUACCACCUCUCUCAAGUGAUAAUGCCAAGGGUUCAAAAUACUUGGCGACGUAUGUCUUGGCCGUAAGCUUCACUCAAGGGAAAACAUUUACUAACAUACCCAGAUUCUACAAAACCACCGAAGACAAGAAAGCUACUGAUACAUACGCCGAUUUCUGGACAAAGGACGGUACAGAAUCUGUCAUCCUAGGUGGUGAAGCCUUCCCAGGCUCGUUUUUCAUAAUUAGUAUGAAGCAAAGACAGCUUCCCAUUCUUGGAGAUAAGUCCUUGUUACACAUUGUAAACAAUGCUAGCGUUGUCAAGGAUACACCAGAGUCAAAGAUUUACCGAGCGGAUUAUGUUCUCCAAACCACAAAUACAGCUUGCUCGGAAGUUAAUGGUGUGGCGGAGUUUACGAUCUUGAAGACCGACGGAAAGCCUGGAUUGACACCACAUUCGGGGAGUAUGAGGUUAUAUAAUUCGACAAUUAGUCCCACAAAGACUCCAACAGAUGUUCCAUGCAAGAAGGUCUAA
Molecule: messenger RNA, 659 nt
Organism: Hymenoscyphus albidus
Lineage: Eukaryota; Fungi; Ascomycota; Leotiomycetes; Helotiales; Helotiaceae
Source: the annotation of a GenBank genome assembly